This is a messenger RNA of Cucurbita pepo subsp. pepo (vegetable marrow), 2675 nucleotides long. RefSeq names its product putative amino-acid acetyltransferase NAGS2, chloroplastic. Lineage: Eukaryota; Viridiplantae; Streptophyta; Magnoliopsida; Cucurbitales; Cucurbitaceae. Gene Ontology annotation, molecular function: L-glutamate N-acetyltransferase activity, acting on acetyl-CoA as donor. Gene Ontology annotation, cellular component: cytoplasm. Gene Ontology annotation, biological process: L-arginine biosynthetic process. The record is from RefSeq and is a predicted model, not a curated record.
UUCCGCCGCGUCUUCUUUUCAAAUUCCACGUCGUCUUCACUUCUCUUCCAAGACAGAAUAAUUGGGUUUGGCAUAUCUGAAAAACAAGGGGUUCCAUGGCCCAAAAGGCCCAAAAUCCAACAGCUCUUCACUACAAGCCCAAACUAAUUGGGUUCGGCCUAUUUGGAAAAACAAUAUGUUCUGUGGCCCAAAAUGCCCAAAUCCAACAGCCCUAAACUGCAAGCCCAAAAUAACUUGGGUUCGGCUGUUUGACAAAGCAUGGAGUUCCGUGGCCGGAAUGGCCCAAAAUCUUAACCGCCCUUCUUUUGGUGAUUGGCGGCUCGGCCAUGACUUGUAACUUGUAAGCUUCAAAGUAAUAUUUUUUCACUCUCUUGUCCUGUUUGUCUGCCAUGGCUGCCGCUCUUUCAAGCUCACGGCUACAUUUUCAGACUGCCCGAGAGUUUCCUUCUAAGACUUUUCCUUCUAGCCGUUGUUUCAGAAAUGGGGCGGUGGGGUUUAAAUUCAAUAGAGUAGAGUUGUGGGACAGGGGACUGAAGAAAGUUGGGGGAAAAUCGAGAACAUUCAAUCGAUUCAACUACGGCGAUGGCGCCGUGGAGGAAGAGGAAGAGGAUUACAAUUCCGUGGAGGAUAAGCAGUUUGUGCGGUGGUUUAGGGAGGCUUGGCCUUACUUAUGGGCUCAUAGAGGAGGCACUUUCGUUGUGAUCAUUUCUGGGGAAAUUGUAUCUAGCUCUUACUUAAAUCUUAUUCUGAAGGAUAUUGCUUUUCUUCAUCACCUUGGGAUCAGAUUCAUUCUUGUUCCUGGGACCCGCGUGUUAAUUGAUAAAAUUUUGGCAGAGAGAGGAAGCAAGCCGAAUUUUGUUGGUCAAUAUAGAGUUACUGACAACGAAACUCUAGCAGCUGCAAUGGAAGCGGCUGGAGGUAUCCGUGUGAUGAUAGAAGCAAAGCUUUCCCCUGGACCUUCUAUAUGCAAUAUUCGUAGACAUGGUGACAGCAGACGUUGGCAUGAAGUUGGUGUAAGCGUUGUUAGUGGCAACUUUCUUGCUGCCAAGAGAAGGGGAGUUCUUGAUGGUGUUGAUUAUGGAGCAACGGGUGAAGUUAAAAAAGUAGACGUAGCUCGCAUGCGUGAGAGGCUUGAUGGUGGUUGCAUAGUUAUAUUGAGCAACCUGGGUUAUUCUAGUUCUGGUGAAGUUCUGAAUUGCAAUACAUAUGAGGUUGCAACAGCAUGCGCGUUGGCUAUUGGAGCUGACAAGCUUAUAUGCAUUAUUGAUGGUCCUAUUCUAGAUGAAGCUGGACGCCAUAUUAGUUUUCUAACUCUUCAAGAAGCAGACAUGUUAAUACGUGAAAGGGCCAAGCAAUGUGAGAUAGCUGCAAAUUAUGUGAAAGUUGUUGGUAAGGAAGAUUUUACUCGUAAUGAUUCAAAUGGGAGUAUCCAUUCACAGAAUGGAAAUGCUUCUUUCGAAGAUCAUAGUCCAACAUUCCAGCAUGGAGUUGGUUUUAGUUCCCAUCAUAGUCCAACAUUCCAGAAUGGAGUAGGUUUUGGCUCCCAUCGUAAACCAGUAUUCCAAAAUGGAGUUGGUUUUGGUAGUGGGAAUGGGCUUUGGUCCUCUGAACAGGGUUUUGCCAUUGGAGGUGAGCGGAAUAGCCACUUGAAUGGUUACCUCUCAGAAUUGGCUGCUGCAGCCUUUGUUUGCCGGGGUGGUGUUCAAAGAGUACAUUUGCUAGACGGAACUAUUGGAGGAGUUUUAUUGCUGGAAUUGUUUAAGAGAGAUGGAAUGGGCACUAUGAUAGCCAGUGAUCUUUACGAGGGAACACGAAUGGCCAGAGUGUCUGAUGUUCGUGGGAUUAGACAGAUUAUUCAACCUUUAGAAAUGGCUGGUACCUUGGUUCGGAGAACUGAUGAAGAGCUACUUGAAUCAUUAGACUCAUUAGUUGUCGUUGAGAGAGAAGGUCAAAUUAUUGCAUGUGCUGCACUCUUCCCAUUCUUUGAAGAGAGAUGUGGAGAGAUUGCUGCCAUCGCUGUUUCUGCAGAGUGCCGAGGACAAGGACAAGGCGACAAAUUGCUUGAUUACAUGGAAAAGAAGGCCGCCUCCCUAGGACUGGACAGGCUCUUUCUGCUCACAACACGAACUGCAGACUGGUUUGUGAGGCGUGGUUUCUCAGAAUGUUCAUUUGAAUCAAUACCUGAAAAUCGGAGAAAAAGGAUAAAUCUAUCCCGGAAAUCCAAGUACUACAUGAAGAAGCUGUUGCCAGAUAGGAACAGGAACGGUAGAAUUGACAGGGCGUUUGCUUGACCCUCGAUUGAGAAUUGAAAUGUCUCGCAGUAGAAGAAGCAUAUGUUCCUUUACCUGUCAGUCAAGACCCGUCGUCCAUACCAUGUGGGUUAUCAUCUGUAUUUGUUCACCUAGACAUGUAUAUAAUGUUCUAAAAAGAAGUUGAUUGCAGGCCUCCACAAUAAAAUUUUGAUUGUCUGCAUCAUAUCAAUGCCACUCAACGUGUACUUGCGACACACCAAGGUUUGUAUUUAUAUUUUGUUGGGCAAAUUAAGUGUAUAAACAGUGAGAUAGGUACAAAACAAAGGCAAAUUUUGAUUCCCUAGAUCAUAUCAUUGCAAUGUAUGGUGUCAUUUAUGCUUUUCUUUAGCAAAUCAAGUAUACAAACAGUGAAAAUUGAUCGUG